Astyanax mexicanus (Mexican tetra) is the source of this 2827-nucleotide messenger RNA. RefSeq names its product phosphoglycolate phosphatase (gene pgp). Gene Ontology annotation, cellular component: cytoplasm. The record is from RefSeq and is a predicted model, not a curated record. NCBI's taxonomy places the organism in Eukaryota, Metazoa, Chordata, Actinopteri, Characiformes, Acestrorhamphidae. The coding region runs from base 282 to 1202 and encodes 306 amino acids. Gene Ontology annotation, molecular function: sn-glycerol 3-phosphatase activity. The transcript has 2 exons.
UGAAGAGACGAGUAAUAAUGCAAUAAGGUCAAAUCGGGAUGUUCCUCAGACACGCGAAUAAAUGACUUAAACAAGAGGAGCUCUUACUGCUGCCGCUGCCUUUCACUGAACAGCGGCUCGCCCGGUGCUCUUUUCACAGCUCCACCGGCAGCAGCAGUGUGUGUGAGAGAGAUAGAGAAAGAGAGCGGAUAUAGAGGAGUAACUGAACUCGCUGUGUCACUGUGAGCGCGCGCGGAGAGCACCGGCCGGCAGCCUCCAGCCUGUCUUGUCUUUUUCCCCCCAUGGCGGCGUCUAAGUGCAGCCGGCUGAGCGGCGCUUUGGUGAAGCAGCUGCUGGAGUCGGUGGACAGCGUGCUGUUUGACUGCGACGGGGUGAUCUGGCGCGGGGAGCAGGCGAUCCCCGGAGCCCCAGAGGUCAUAAACUCGCUGAAGAAGAGCGGAAAGAAGGUGUUCUUCGUCACCAAUAACAGCACCAAGACCCGCAGGAUGUACGCGCAAAAGCUGACCCGGCUGGGCUUUGACGCCAGCGAGGAGGAGGUGUUCGGCACGGCCUACUGCUCGGCCGUCUACCUCCACACCGUCUGCCGCCUCACCGGCAAGGUCUACCUGAUCGGCAGCCCCGCCAUGCGGCAGGAGCUGGAGGCGAUGGGCAUCCAGCAGGUCGGGGUGGGUCCGGACCCCGUGUCCGGAGCGCAGAGCGACUGGGUCAACGUCCCGCUGGACCCGGAGGUCAAAGCCGUGCUGGUGGGCUUCGACGAGCACUUCAGCUACAUGAAGCUGAACAGGGCGCUGCAGUACCUCUUCAACCCCGAGUGCCAGUUUGUGGGAACCAACACAGACACUAGGCUGCCUCUAGAAGGGGGUAAAGCAGUGCCAGGAACCGGCUGCCUGCUGAAGGCUGUGGAGACAGCGGCACAGCGGCAGGCCCAGGUGGUCGGAAAACCCAGCAAUUUCAUGUUCGAUUGUGUGGCCAACCAGUUUGGCUUGGACCCCAGCAGGUGUCUCAUGGUUGGGGACAGACUGGACACGGACAUAAUGUUGGGCUCCAACUGCGGCCUGAAAACCCUGCUGACCCUGACCGGCAUGUCAACAGUAGCUGAUGCAGAAGCUAACCAGAGGAGUGGCAGUCCAGAACGACAAAAAAUGGUGCCUGAUUAUUAUGUUGACAGCAUAGCAGAGAUUUUACCAGCCUUACAAGGAUAAAUAUUAGUAUUUAUCAGGGUUUAACACAUUUGGAAUUAAAGACAGUUAAUGGAACAAAGCAGAUAUUUAAUAUUCUUCCAGAAGUUUAUGUAGAGGAAUUAUGUUUAACAAUUAAGAGUGAGUAGUUUGAUAAAAGACAAAGAAUUUUUAAAAAGGAAUGAGUGUAUAAUACAUUUCCAUCCACACCAUAAAGCAUUUUCAGUGGAGAGUACUGUAUGCUGCCUAUAUAUGAAGGCAAUACUAUACAUUUUUACAAAUAAUAUGCUCCAUCAACUGGGUCUACCUCUGUCUUUGCUUAUUUCAUAAGGAAUAAUGUCAAUGUUUUGUCAUCGUACAUUGUGCCAGGUACAGUGUUGUAUUGUGGUCUUGUUUGAGAGUUUGUAUUUUCUUCCCUUUAGAUUUCUCUCACUUAUUGAGUGUUUUACAAAAUCAAUAGCCCUCACCCUAACACAGCCCUUACACAAUAGACACUAAAACUGUAUGUCCCAAAAAAGUUGGCACAGUAUGAAAAAUAUAAAUAAACAAAAAUCUUUUUACAUGUUUUUACAUUUACUUGGACUUUGAUUCAGUUGCAGAUAGUAUAAACCCAAAACAUUGCAUGUUUUUUCCUGGUCAACUUUUUUGUAUUUAUUUGUUAACAACCAUUCAUUCAUUUCUUGCCAACAUUUAAAAUACAUUUUGGCACAGAUGAGUGUUUCAGGUGUUAUUUUGUUUCAUUCUUCCUGCAAAUUCAUCUUGCGGUGUGCAACAGUACAGGGUGUUUGUUGUCACAUAUUCUUGCUCUACAAGUGCAACAUACUUUAAUGCUGUCAGCAGCGAAGUGUGCUGAGCCAAACCAUUACCAUAACAGACCCUGGUAUUUGGAUUUGAUGCUGAUAAUAGUUUGGAUGGUCCAUUACUCCUGUGGUCCGGAGCUCUCAGCAUCAAUUUUUUCCCAUGUGGUUCUAUCAGCUUUUGAUAAACAAGCUAAGAAAAAAAGGGUUGACCAGACAAACCUGGGAUCAUACACUUCUGCAAUAAAAUGUCAAAAGGAAAAGUCAAAGAAAAUGUUUAUCAUUAUUUUUUGUUGUUGUUGUAUUUAACAAGAAUUGGAUGCAAAAUGAACAAAUGAUGCAACUGUAUUUUUUUCCUCUUAUGUUCCUAAAACUUUAAACAGUGAAACAAAAAAGGCCUCCAAUAGAAUUGGUGGAGGUCACUAGUCUUCUCCAUAGAGGCCAAGUGUGACUUUCAAUCCAGUGAAAGCAUUUACACUAGAUUAUUUAUGUAAUCCUGCUUGGUUGGAAUGAAAACCUGCUGCCCUCGUCUAAUGACCCCUGGACUAGAUGGUCUGUCGGUUGUUAAUGGACUAUAUUAUUGCCUAUAUUAUGAGAUUUUUAGUGUUGUCAAUAAGAAGUACCACAAACUACUAAACACAUUUCUUGAGGUGCUCAUUUCAUGUCUUGUUAUUUUUAUUCAGAUCCCUGAUUGUAAGAAUAUUGUAACAAUCUGAGGUUUAUUUUCUUGUUCAUUACAUGAUUAGCCACCUGAACUCCUUGAAAUGUAACGGUUUGAAUUUGUUGUCUUGCCUUGAACAAAGCAUUCACCCUACGGAGAUCAAAUAAACAAGCAUAUUUUCCGAAAUCAAA